GUUGUAAAAUAAAAAAAUAUCGGAUAAUCAAACAAAUAACGAAAAAUAAAAAAUGGGUUGGAAAUUUGGAAUAGUAAGCGGCGACUAGCGACAGUAACAGCCACCACGCCAGGACUUUCCAACACUUCUGUACUCUCUAAACCGCUACCUCUUGUUGAAUGUUGACCGACUUUCUUCAACAAUUUUGUCAUCUGUCUUCCAUCAAUCUAUCCUCCAUCAAUUCUUACAAAUCUUCCCAAACCAAAUCAGCAAUCAACACAAAAAUUAUCCAAAACAAUGGGACUUUUUUCAAUGUCCUUCGCCGGCGGCAGUUUCAUACUGAUCGGAGCAUGGGAAUCUCUAAUCUCUUCAUCUUCAUCUUCAUCUUCAUCAUCAAUGAAAAAGCCUCAACAUUUCUCAGUAAUUACCUUAAUUUCCACUUUUUCCCUCUCUCUUUUAUUCAUCGUCGACUCUCUUUACUCCCUUUUUAACGCAAUAUCCUCAAACGACAAAGUCGGUUCAUCUUUACAACUUCAGGUACUUGCAAUUUCCUCCCUUUUCCUUCUCUUUUCAUGUCUUGGUCUCCUUAAUUUUUUCUCAAAAACACAAUCUUUUCCUUACCCUUUACUUAAUUUGAUUCUUUUGUUUUCUUUCCUUGAAGAAUUCCUUUUAUUUCACCUCCAUUUAAAAGAUCCCAAUGGUAUUGAGAAUCGUUAUUAUGAUUUAAUGCUUGUGCCCAUUUUAAUUUGUGUUAUUUCAACCAUAGUUGAAUUGUUUUCUCCCUCAGAAAAUAGUGGGUAUUCCAAAUUAGGACGCGGGUUAGGGUUAAUAUUGAAGGGAACUUGGUUUUUGCAAAUGGGGUUUUCAUUUUUUACGGAUUUGAUUGCUCAUAAUUGUGAAUUGAAGUAUAAAAGUAGAGGGAAUUUCACAAUUAAGUGUAAAGGUCAUAUGGAUACUCACCGGGGUGGUGCAAUUGCUGUGUUGUUGUUUAAUUGUCAUCUUGCUUUUCUUGUUGCUUUGAUUUGUGGGCUUUUUGGUGUUUUUGGAAGGAGAUUUGUCGAUUACUCGAAAUAUCAGCCUCUUGGUGGGGAGGUGAAAAGAAGGGGGGAGAGUGAAGCAAGCUUUGUUUUGGAUUCAGACUCAGAUGAUUGUGGAAAUGAUGAGAUUAAGCAAGACGAUAUUCGUGCCAUUGAGAGAAAGGAAAAUGGUGUUGUGGAGAUGACUGUUAAUGGUUAUGGUUCACAUUCGGUGAACUAGCCGAUCCUUGUAGUAGUAUGAUUGAGAGAAUUGAUGCAUUUCUUGAUUGGACUCGAAUGAUGAAGAAUUUUACAAAGAAAAGGCAAAUUGCGAAUGCGAGUGAAUGAGAUUCAACUAAGAGGAUUCAAGUUAAUUUAAGGAAUGUGGAUGUUUUUAGAAAUUUGUAUUUAACUAUGAGUGUAGGAAAGCAUUAAUAUUUGUUCUUACUCGGGGUUCUAGUGCUUUUGAGUGAUCAAUUGUGUUGUUUGUAUACUGGUACAAUGUAUUAUGCUAAAUUUUGCUAAUGGAUUAAUACCUUCUUUAUCCAUGAGGCAAAUUCUUGUUUUAAUGUGUAUAUUUAUUCAAUCAA
This is a messenger RNA of Amaranthus tricolor (Joseph's coat), 1585 nucleotides long. RefSeq lists its product as uncharacterized. The record is from RefSeq and is a predicted model, not a curated record. NCBI's taxonomy places the organism in Eukaryota, Viridiplantae, Streptophyta, Magnoliopsida, Caryophyllales, Amaranthaceae. Bases 277 to 1236 code for a protein of 319 amino acids. The transcript has a single exon.